AUGCGACUGAUGGGAUGUUUGAUCUUAUCAACUUAUAUGAAACUUACAGAGGAAGGAAUUGGAUCUACUUCCACUUCCCGUCGUUUCGAGCUAUCUACACACAUGUAUACGGGUGAUCUUGGUCACUUUCCCAUCCCUGAAGCUUUCGGGUAUAUGAAGCGUCUUGAGGUCAUUAACCUUGCUGCAAAUACUUUAGAAGGUGGAUUGCCCAAAUCUUUUGGGAAUUUGAGUCACUUGAAAACCCUUAGUUUAUCAUUGAAUAAAAUGAACCGACCACUUUCUGAAUUAUUCCUACGUUUGUCUGAUAGUGGUUGUCAGAUUUUGUGCAUUGAUUCUUCUACGACAUGCUAUACAAGUGAAGGUUCCUGUUCCCAGAAGAACUUAAGUGAAACUCAAACUGAUAAGAUUGGUUCGUCCAGAUCUAAUUUAGAUUCUGCUAGCACUUCCACCAGUGAUUCGUGGCAGCUUAAAUUGAGGAUUGAAUCACUCUGA
Molecule: messenger RNA, 492 nt
Organism: Lycium barbarum (goji berry)
Lineage: Eukaryota; Viridiplantae; Streptophyta; Magnoliopsida; Solanales; Solanaceae
Product: receptor-like protein EIX2
Exons: 4
Coding region: 1-492 (163 amino acids)
Source: RefSeq, a predicted model, not a curated record